AUGUCUGAACGUGGCAAAAAACCCACAGAGCUCUUCCUUGUGCCAAAGAAAACCAAAUCAGCCAAGGCUGGUCUGCAGUUCCCUGUGGGUCGUGUCUACAGGCUCCUUAAAGGAGGGAACUACGCUGACAGGAUCGGUCCUGGCGCUGCCAUCUACCUGGCUGCGGUGCUGGAGUACCUGAGCGCGGAGAUCCUGGAGCUGGCAGGGAACGCUGCACGGGAAAACAAGAAAGCCAGGAUCCUGCCCAGGCACAUCCAGCUAGCUGUGAGAAACGAUGAGGAGCUGAACAAGCUCUUCUCCUGCGUGACCAUUGCUCAAGGAGGGGUGUUACCUAAUGUUCUUCCUGAACUUCUUCCUAAGAAGACCAUCUCUCUUAAACCGCCCCAUAAAUAUGUCCAGUCACAGGAGUUCUAG
Molecule: messenger RNA, 414 nt
Organism: Nipponia nippon (crested ibis)
Lineage: Eukaryota; Metazoa; Chordata; Aves; Pelecaniformes; Threskiornithidae
Source: RefSeq, a predicted model, not a curated record